Lodderomyces pseudojiufengensis is the source of this 3915-nucleotide messenger RNA. RefSeq names its product MRX complex DNA-binding subunit (gene RAD50). Bases 1 to 3915 code for a protein of 1304 amino acids. Gene Ontology annotation, biological process: chromosome organization involved in meiotic cell cycle; telomere maintenance via recombination; telomere maintenance via telomerase. Gene Ontology annotation, cellular component: condensed nuclear chromosome; nucleus; Mre11 complex. The record is from RefSeq and is a predicted model, not a curated record. Lineage: Eukaryota; Fungi; Ascomycota; Pichiomycetes; Serinales; Debaryomycetaceae. The transcript has a single exon. Gene Ontology annotation, molecular function: G-quadruplex DNA binding; single-stranded telomeric DNA binding; double-stranded telomeric DNA binding.
AUGUCAAGUAUAUACAAACUUUCAAUAAAAGGUAUAAGAGCAUUUGAACCAGAAUCAGAUGAAACAAUACAAUUUGGAUUUCCUUUGACUUUAAUUUGUGGUCAAAAUGGAUGUGGUAAAACAACUAUAAUUGAAUGUUUAAAAUAUGCAACUACAGGUAAUCUACCUCCAAAUUCGAAAGGUGGAGCUUUUGUACAUGAUCCAAGUUUAAGUUCACGUGUUCAAGUUACUGGACAAGUUAAAUUAGCUUUUAAAAAUGCAAAUGGAAGAUCAAUGAUUACAACAAGAUCAGUUCAAGCAAGUGUUAAAAAAGGUGGUGUAGCAGCUGGAAAUGUUACUUUUAAAUCAUUAGAAGGUCAAUUAGCUUAUAUUGAACGUGGAGAAAGAACCAGUAUAUCUUCAAAAAAUGCAGAAUUAGAUACUCAAAUUCCUAUAUUUCUUGGUGCAUCAACUGCCAUUUUGGAUAAUGUUAUAUUUUGUCAUCAAGAUGAUAGUUUAUGGCCAUUAAGUGAAGCUUCUGUAUUAAAAAAGAAAUUUGAUGAUAUAUUUGAAGCUUCAAAAUUUACUAAAGUUAUUGAUAAUUUGAAAAGUAUUAAAAAAGAUAUGGCUACGGAUAUAAAAUUAAUUGAACAAGGUGUAAAUCAUUUAAAAAUUGAUAAAGAUCGAGCUAAAAAGAUACGAGAUAGAUUAGUUGGGAUGUAUGAAUCAGUUGAUAAAUUUUCUACAGAAAUUAGUGAUUUGAAUAUUAAGAUUGAAGAAAAGGAAAAAGAAGCAGAAAAUUUGUUUGCUACAAAUCAAGAAUUUCAAAAAAUUUUAAGUGAUUAUGAAAAUCUAUUAAUGAAAAAAUCUUCAUUAGAAGAAAACAUUGAAAAUUUAAAGCGAUCAAUUGAAAUUUUACCUGAUACAGAUGAGGAAUUAUAUAAUCAACGAGAAAAUUUUGCAUCUAUAGUUGACGAAAAGAACAAGUCUGUUGGGAAAUUACAGAAGGUGGGAAAAGAUUUAGAAACCAAUUUGAAAAACGAAACUAAUCAAUAUAAUGAAUUGAUCAGACUUGAUGGUUCUUUGAAAGCUAAAAAAGCAGAAUAUGAUGUUGAUGUUGAAAAAAUUGGUGAAAUUGUUUCCGAUAAUUCUGAUAAGUUAAAAGUUGAAUUAACAGAUGAUGACCAAACCAAUAGAUCAAAUUUCAAAACUGCAGCUGAAAAGCAAAAUGCAUUUAUACAAACUCAACAAAAGGAAUUAAUUCAAAAAAAUAGAUCCAUUGAAUCUAAAAAGCAAUCUCAACUUCAAGAAAUAACAAAUUCAAUUUUAAAAGAUGAUCAAACAUUGGAAUACGUCAAUAAUGAUUUACAAAAGCUUAAACAAAAUUUAUAUGUGAUGAAAAGAAAAUUAGAUUCAAGUUCAAAUGAUGAAACUGAACUUAUUGAGAAAAAAGAAGAAUUAACACAAACAAUUCAAGCCUUGAAUGAUAAGAAAGCUAAAAAUGAAUUAAAAACUCUAGAUGGGAAAUUGAUGGAUUCGAAUACAGAAAUCUCAAAAUUAGAAUUUGAAUUAGAUGAGAUUUCAAAGAAAUUAUCAAUGAGUAGUAAACAAUCAGAAUUAAAAUCAAAAUUAACAUUUUUAGAAGAUUCAGUUAAAACUAAGACUAAUGAAAUUCAAAAAAUCAAACAAAAAAUAGAUGAUGAUUUUAAAUCAUUGAUGAAUGAAGAAAUUGAUUUUGAUCAUGCUGAAAGUAAUUAUAAUGACAAAUAUAUGGAACUUUCAACUGAAGUAGAUGAUCAACAAAAGAAAGUGUUUAGUGUACAAAGUGAAAUGGAUUCAUUGAAGAAUUCAAAAUCAAAAAUCAAUGCUGCUAAAGCUGAAAAUGAGUCCAAAAUAGCGUCGUUGAAUGAUGAAAUAAGUAAAGUUAUUGAUGAUGUUGAUGAUUAUGAAAAUAUAGUGCAAGAUUUAGAAGAUGAUUAUAAAAAUGUAAUGGAAGAUGUCAAUACUUUUGAAGUCACUAAGAGUUAUGGUCAAUCAGCAAUAGAUAUGGCAGAAAAAAAUCAAUGUUGUUUACUUUGUAAAAGAAUGUUUGAUAAUCCAGCUUUACAAAAAUUCAUUGAAGAAUUAAAACAAGGAUUUGAUGAAUCAAAAAUAAAUGAAGUUAAAUCAAAAGCUGAUGAAAUUGGUAAAGAACUUGAUGAUACUAAGAAGAUAGGAUUGAAAGUAAUUAACUAUAGAGAAAGUAUUGCAUUGAGACCAACAUUUGAUGAACAACUUAGUGAACUCAAUGCGAAACAAAAUCAAUUGAAUGAUAAUUUAAAAGUAGAAGUUAAAAAACUUGAAAAAAUCAAAUCAUCUUUCGAAUCAGCUGCCAUAUUGAAAAAACCAUUAUCUGAUGCUACAAGAUUAAAUCAAGAUAUACAUGGUCUUGAAUCAAGAAUUGAAGAACUUAAUGAUGACCUUGGGGGCUUUGGUACAGCAGUUGCUUCUAUAAGUGAAUUACAAACACAACAGCAAGACGUUAAUACCAAAAUUAGAGAUUUAAGACAUGAAUUGAAUGCUGCUACGGAUGAAAAAAACAAAGUUCAAAGAGAAUUACAAAAAUUAGAAAAUAAAGUCAAGGAUACUAAAUUAAUUAUAAGUAAUCUUGAAAGAUCAUUAGCUGAAGUACAAAAUAUCAAAAAACAAAUUUCCGAGACCGAAUCAAACAUCAAUAAAGCCGAAACAAGAGUAAAUGAGGUUCAAACAAAUUUGAAAAAUCUUAAGGAAAAAAAAGAUCAGCAAUCUCAAGAGUUGAAACAACUUCAAGAUGAAAACUAUAAACAAGAGCAUAAAUUACAAAAAGAAGUACAAUUCAUAUCUGAUUUAUUAUCUAAAUUCAAUUCAUUAGAUAAUGCAAUAAAAGGAUUUGAAAUGAAUGUUUUAUCUAAACUUCAAGAAAACACAGCACAAAUGCAAAAAGUAUUAAAUCAAUGUGAAGAUACAAAGCUGAAAAUUGAUGAAAAUACAAAUAAAAUCAAAUCUUUAGAAAAAGAAAUUAUGGAUUCUUCUCGUAUUAAACAUAAUAUUAUGGCAAAUAUGGAUUAUAGAGCACAAUUACAUAGAUUAGAUGAAACAGAUUUUCAUUUAAAUUCACUUGAUAUAGAUAAUGCUCAAUUGAAGAAACAAGAUUAUCAAGAAAACUCAAAACGUAUUAGAGAUGAAUUAUCAAAUUUAACUUCACAACAUGCUGGUAAAAUUGGUGAAGUAAAACAAAUUAAAGAUCAAAUUGAAACUUUGAAGAAAGAAUUAGCUGUUGAAUAUAAAAAUGUUAAUGAACUUUAUCAUGAAGAAUGGAUUAAAUUACAAACUAAUCUUUUAGUUUCUAGUGAUAUACAACAUUAUUCAAAAGCAUUGGAUAAUGCAAUUAUGAAAUACCAUAGUAUUAAAAUGGAAGAUAUCAAUAGAAUUUUGAAUGAAUUAUGGUCACAAACGUAUAAAGGAUCUGAUAUAUCAACAAUUGCUAUAAAAAGUGAUGUCAACUUACAAGCAAAAGGUAAUAGAUCAUACAAUUAUAGAGUAGUCAUGGUGAAAGAUUCAAAUGAAUUAGAUAUGAGAGGUAGAUGUUCUGCUGGUCAGAAAGUCUUAGCUAGUAUUUUAAUUAGAUUAGCAUUAGCUGAAUGUUUUGGAGCAAAUUGUGGUAUGAUUGCAUUAGAUGAACCAACAACUAAUUUAGAUAGUGAAAAUUCAGAAGCAUUAGCUGCAGCAUUGAACAAAAUUAUUGAAUAUAGAAAACAACAAUCAAAUUUUCAAUUGAUUGUAAUUACUCAUGAUGAAAAAUUUUUAACUCAUAUUCAAGGAGAUAGAUUUACUGAUCAUUUCUAUAGAAUUGAAAGAGAUGAAAAAAGUAAAUCGAGAAUAUAUCUGGUUCCUAUUAGUAGAAUUCAAGAAUUUUAA